AUAAACAAAUCCGCGCUGAGGAUGGCUGAGGAACAGAAAUUUGUCCAGCUGUCCACGAAAUUCCUGUUCCUGAACGGUGGAGCGCAGCAACCAUCGUCACAAGGCUACCGGAAGGAAAUCAACACGCUACUGAACGAACUGAACGGGCUGAAUUACGGUGCGAUCCGAAUCUGUGAUGUACGGGCCGUCGUUCGGUUGCUGGAAUCGCUCGUCAACAUUCCACCGGCGGAGGACUCGCUCGUGGUGAAGGCCUGCUUUCUCCUCAAAACACUCGUCCAGCGCCAGCGUGUAGCGCUACCGGAAACGCUGGCAAACAGUUUGAUCGACUGGUUACGGAAAUGUCUCGAGCGAUGCUUCUAUCAGGUGGCCUACGAAGUGCUCGGUACGAUGCAGAUCAUUCUGCGACAGGCCGGCAAUGUUUCUCAGUUUUACGAUUUUCUCAUUUCGCGCAACGGCGUACUGGUGAAUUUGCUCAUUGAUCCGGAUUACCGGCGUUCUUCCGACUCGAAGCAACCAUCGGAACAGGAGCAGCAACAGGUGGAUCAGUGCAGUCGGAGUGAGCUGUACCUGGCGUCGAUGCUCUGCAUCGAGAGCGUGCUGAGACGUAUCGAGAAACCGUGCGAUGAAUCCACCCAGCCUUACCUGUCCGUAGUAGGCGAUGCGGUGUUGAAUCUGAUGUUUACCGCAACGGCAGAGGCCUUUACGGAGCAGGCAUUCUAUCGGUUAAUCAAGUCGGCCUUUGCCUGCCUCAGCAUGAUCGUGACACUCGAUGAAAUCGGUGAAUGGAAGAUCGCUCAACUGGGCCGUCUAAUUGGGGUUGCGAAAGCGUACAUGAUGUAUGGCAUACCUGGUGUGACGAAGCACACACCCCAGCGCAUACCCGUCUCCCAACAGGGCAUCCCGGAACCACAGCAGAUGCCAAUCAGCAAGGGAGGCAAGAUUGCGAGAACUCGGAAGACGCGAACGCACCCUAAAAAUAAGAAGGGCGGUCCCAGUUCAGUGGGAGUGAUACGAGACAAACAACAGACACCGCUAGAUGCUGCCUCCGCUAACCGGCAACCAUACUCAGAAGCGAGCAUCGUUCUUGAAUGGUGCGCAUCACAGGAACGACCUGCGGAUGGUUCGCUGUAUCUGACGAGCGACUCGGAACAGUCGGAGAGCGAGAACAGCACGAACCCACGUGGCCACUCAUUGGAACUGCACCGCAAUGCACGCAUACGCCAUGCUGCUCUGCUACUAAUCGGAACGCUAGCACAGCACAUUGAGAAGCGCAUCAUGUUCGGGUACUGGCAUGCGCUCUUCCCGGAUCAGAAUCGAACUGCGGCCACCGUAACGCUGCUGAACAGUGCGCUACGCGAUCCGGCACCGAGCUGUCGCGUAGCAGCCAUUCAAGCAACCGCCUUCCUGCUCUACCGUUCCAAGCCAUUCCUAGUGCAGGCAGAAAGCAGCAAAAAACCACUGAUGUCCUUCACACCCUUCUCCGUGACACUCGGCAAUAUGGUGAUCGAGUUGUACGCGAUGCUGAUGCAAGCACUGACCCAGGAAGCCAACGUUACCGUCCUGAUCCAGCUGCUCAAGUGCUUGACGGUGCUGAUACAAGCGACUCCCUUCCAUCGGUUACGCUCCGGCCUAGCGAAGGAGUUUGUGACGAUCGUUCAGCAGCUGGUACUGCAGCGUGACCCCAAUAUCCGCGUGUCCGCGCUCAUGGUGAUGGGUUUCGUUAUUUCGGUGCCUGAUAUGACGGAGGAAAUCGCAGAACUGCUAGGUAUCGAGCGUGUUGAAGCCAUCCCCUGCGGUAAUGAAGCUCGUAGCAAACCGAUUAUUAAGGCCCUUCGCCUACAGCAAGCUGGUCCGGAAGAGGCAGAAGAAGAGGAAGCGUAUGAUUCGGAGAGCGAAGAUAAACCGGUGUCGGAGGAAAACCAAGAGGCACAUCAGCAAGAGGAACCUCAGCCAACAGCUGCGGUUGGUUCCGCUUCGUGGUUGCUACCGAUUGUGUUGGAAAGUCUCGGCGUUGGAGCACCACAGUCACCGAUUAUGGCCGUCCGAAUGGAGUGUUUACAGGUGCUCUGUGCAAUGAGCAGCCAUUACUCGUUGCUUCGUCACCAUCUGAAACCGGUGGCCCAAGCGCUUCGCAAUGCGUUCGUCGAUCCGGUGAUCGAGGUGAAGAUCGUUGCCGCACGGGUAGUGGAUUUGCUGGGUCACGCUGUUAACACUUCGCUUCUUUCAAUGGAUACGGUUGAUCCCGAGGAGCUAGCGACGGCGAUGCACUUCUGGGACGCCAUCACUCCGCUGCUCAUGGAUGAAAUACAGGAUGUCUAUCUGUUCUCUACGAUGCGUUCGAUAUGCUGCGACGCACUCGGUAACAUUGGAGUUCACGUUUUCGAAAAGCUACCACGCGGUCGUCAGCUGGCACUGAUAUCGAUGCUGACCGGGUGCACUUUCGACGAUGAUAGUAUCGUAGCGUCUGCCGCCGCUCGGUCGCUCUCCGUGUACAUACUGUUCCCUUCACUGCGGGAUGAUGCGUGCUUCGUAGAGAACACAAUCGAAGCGAUCUUGCGGGUGUUGCGUGAUCCAAGCCAGAAUGCACGCAUCAAAACGUCCUGGUCACUCGGUAACGUCACGGAUGCGCUCAUACUGAACCAGCAGCAUCAUCACCAGCAAAUCCUAUCCAGUGGAGUUAGUGAGGAGCAGCGUGAACCAGAUUCGGGUUACCAUACGGUCAUCGGUGAUGCGUUACUACAGAAAAUCCUCGAAGCAGCCCUCGAGUCGGCCCGUGACAACGAUAAAGUGCGUAGCAACGCAGUCCGUACGAUGGGUAACGUACUGCGGUUGCUGCGACCGCACCAUUUCGAGCCAGCAGCAGGAAGUUGGACCGUGCUGGCGCAGUCUGCGAUCGAUCAGCUCGUCCAGAACGUAACGGCCGGCGGUGCCGUUAAUGUGAAGGUGAAAUGGAAUGCAUGCUACGCACUCGGUAAUAUGCAACGGAAUGAAGCCUUUUUCACGGGAGCAGCGGCCUCCCAGAUAGCCUGGCAAAAGCGUGUCUUUCCCGCCCUCUGCGAGGUGGUGGUUAAUUCACCCAACUUCAAAGUGCGCAUCAAUGCCGCCCAAGCACUGGCCGUUGUGGAGCGACGAUCACACUACGGUGGCACAUACUUCCACACCAUCUGGACCGCGUUGCUGCAGGCACUGGAGCAGUCGGACAAUUUGCAGGAUUACAACGAGUACAAACGGCGCGAUACACUGCAGGAGCAGCUGUGCCUCUCGUUGGCGCACUGCUUGCGUCUGGCGACGCGAGAAGAUAUUGGUCCGAUGGCUGCCAUUCUACUGCCGCUGUACGACGUGGUGCGACAGAAUUGGGUACGCGUGAUAAAUCGCAUACUACCGGAGAAGGGUGACAUAUUGCUCGAGUCUUACCUAUUGCUGCUUGAUCAACGGAAGCGUCAAACAGCAGGUGCGACGGGAGAUUCACACCCACCGGACUCAUCCUGGAAGCUACUGAUACAGUGCUUUGACUGUGGUGGCGAUCAGCGGCCGGACCUAAAGGAAGAAUGAUCAAUAAAGCCGCUACGCCGGUGUGAGCUCGGUAACUCUAUUCGCUUUUAUACUAAUCUAUUUAUUUAAUAUUUAUGGUGAGAUGUGAAGGUUUGUAAAGUAAAAAUAAAAAAAUACAAUUAUCCUG
Molecule: messenger RNA, 3679 nt
Organism: Anopheles aquasalis
Lineage: Eukaryota; Metazoa; Arthropoda; Insecta; Diptera; Culicidae
Product: HEAT repeat-containing protein 6
Source: RefSeq, a predicted model, not a curated record